This is a messenger RNA of Vitis riparia (riverbank grape), 2055 nucleotides long. RefSeq lists its product as uncharacterized. The record is from RefSeq and is a predicted model, not a curated record. NCBI's taxonomy places the organism in Eukaryota, Viridiplantae, Streptophyta, Magnoliopsida, Vitales, Vitaceae.
AUGGCUAGUACUGCUAAGCUGCUUGGCCCGCCGGCUCUCCGCCAUCCUACUUCUCCCGCCAGCACUGUCUUUGAAGAUGGGGACAUUCUAACGGAUUCCCUGAUCGUCCGCACCAGUAACCUGGAGCUUUCUGAAAAACCGCCACUGGAAUCCCUGGAGAAGUGCUCUGUCAGUGGGGAUACUGCUAUGGAUUGUUUGGAUUCCCAAGCCCACAAUCUUCAUCAUCCCGGGAAACCGCUGAUGGGCUUAACGGAAAACAAGUCUCCGACCUUUUUGUCUUCCGGGAACCCGUGCUUGGACUUCUUCUUCCAUGUGGUUCCCGAUACGCCGUCUGAUGAUCUGAUCCGACGGUUGGAGUUGGCUUGGGAAUUCAAUCCGCUGACGACGUUAAAACUGAUAUGCAACUUGAGAGGGGUGAGAGGCAGAAAAGCGGACAAAGAGGGUUUCUACACGGCGGUUCUCUGGCUCCACGACCACCACCCCAAAACCCUAGCCUGCAAUGCUAGGGUGUUGGCCAACUUCGGUUAUUUCAAGGAUUUUCUCGAGAUUCUCUACCGGCUUCUGGAGGGCCCUGAAAUUCGAAGAAUAAAAAAGAAAGACUGGUUGGAUCGAAAGGGAAGGAAGAAAAAUUCCCGGAAAAGGAACUCAAUAUUCAAGCGAGAAAAUAGGCCUGGAGUUGAAUUUCCUGUGGAAGAGAAGGAUGUGGAGUAUAUGGUGGAAGAAUUUGUGGAUAAAGAAAAGGCUAGGGUACUGAGAAAGGAGAGAGAGCUUGCUCUUGCCAAAAGAGCCCUGCACAGGUAUUCUACUGAUUCUAAUUAUCAGUUCUUACAUGAUCAGAUUUCAGAUUUAUUUGCUGAGCUUCUGAAAUCUGAUAUUCAGUAUUUAAACUCCGGUGAGCUUUACAAGAUUAGUCUCGCAUCCAAAUGGUGUCCCACAAUUGAUUCUUCUUAUGAUAAAUCCACCUUGAUAUGUGAAAAUAUUGCUCGAAAGGUUUAUUCUCGCGAGGAAUAUCCAGAAUACCAAGGAAUUGAGGAGGCUCACUAUGUUUAUAGAGUCAGGGAUAGGUUGAGAAAACAAGUACUUGUUCCAUUACGUAAGGCCCUGGAGUUGCCAGAGGUUUUCAUGUGUUCGAACCAGUGGGGAUCACCUCCCUACAACCGUGUGGCUUCAGUGGCCAUGAAAUCAUACAAGAGCCUCUUCUCAAAGCAUGAUACAGAGCGGUUUGGUGAGUAUCUUGAGAAAGUGCAAACUGGGAAGGCUAAGAUUGCAGCUGGUGCAUUACUUCCCCAUGAGAUUAUAGCUUCAUUGAAUGAGGAGGAUGGCGAGAAAGUUGCAGAGCUUCAGUGGGCGAGAAUGGUGGUAGAUUUAUCAAAGAAAGGGAGGCUCACAACUUGCAUUGCAGUAUGUGACGUAUCAGGAAGUAUGAGUGGAACUCCAAUGGAGGUGUGUGUGGCUCUGGGGCUGUUAGUUUCAGAGCUCAGUGAAGAUCCAUGGAAAGGCAAUGUAAUUACUUUCAGUGCAAGUCCUGAGCUUCACAAGAUCCCAAGAGACAGCCUUGUAUCCAAGACUGAAUUUGUGAGGGUGAUGGAAUGGGGUGCGAACACUGAUUUUCAGAAAGUUUUUGACAGAAUCUUACAAGUAGCAGUGGAGGGAAAUCUGAGUGAAGAUCAAGUGAUAAAGAGGGUUUUCGUUUUCACUGAUAUGGAGUUUGAUGAAGCUUGUGGGAGGUAUAACUAUUGUGAAUAUGACUAUGAUAUGGAGGAAAUUGAUGAGAGUCAGAAGGCAUCUCAGAAGUGGGAGACAGAUUAUGAAGUGAUACAGCGGAAAUUCCAGGACAAAGGAUAUGGAAAAGUUCGGGAGAUGGUGUUUUGGAACCUUAGAAACUCAUCAGCGACUCCAGUGAUGGCCACAGAGAACGGGGUGGCCUUAGUAAGCGGGUUUUCGAAGAAUCUGUUGACCUUGUUUUUGGAAGGAGGUGGAAUUCUGACCCCUCAGGAUGUGAUGGAAUUAGCCAUCUCUGGUGAAUAUUACAAGAAACUUGUUCUAUUUGAUUAA